Dermacentor andersoni is the source of this 2378-nucleotide messenger RNA. RefSeq names its product adipokinetic hormone/corazonin-related peptide receptor variant I-like. Gene Ontology annotation, cellular component: plasma membrane. NCBI's taxonomy places the organism in Eukaryota, Metazoa, Arthropoda, Arachnida, Ixodida, Ixodidae. Gene Ontology annotation, molecular function: peptide binding; G protein-coupled receptor activity. The record is from RefSeq and is a predicted model, not a curated record. Gene Ontology annotation, biological process: G protein-coupled receptor signaling pathway; cellular response to hormone stimulus.
AGGACGACGCGGAGCGUUUGUGGCCGAGGAGCGGGCCAUUCAUUUGCCGCUCUAUGGUGCGCCUUGCGCAAAGCGGCGCAGGGUCUAUCGGCUUCGUGAUGUCUCGGUUUAACAUUAUCAUGAAACCGUCGACAUAGACUGCUGCACGGGCAAGGUUUCGAAGUAAGUAGUGAUAGUUCAGCGAAACGCGAAAAUAUAUUUGCGUGAAGAUGGCACGGAAUUCACUGUGAUACACCAGGGAAUGUCGCAUUUGCCAACGAUCGCGUGGUAUUCUCGGAAUUCUGGAGUUACGCUGUCUGCUUUCGAUGUGAACACUAUAGUCGGAAGUGUGCGCCCAGUGAGUGAAUGAACGUGACUUUACUCGCUGGAGAAGAACUGAAGCCUCCGUGGAUACGUGGCUAUUAUUCUUAGCAACCAAACUGUUUCUUUUCCGCCCUCCUGACGACGUCAGAACACUUCGAAGGCGGCCGCUGCUUGACGCUGGCACAACAGCUACUUCGAAGUGUGAAGUACUUUUUUGUACUUAACCGACGAGUGCAAACUACGCCCCUUUGAAUUAAAGGGAGAGUUCUCAGAAGCAAAGGACAUAGAUGGCAACGAUGGGCCGUCUAAGCUAUUAGGAGCACUGAAAAAAGAAUUUUCAGAUUCGAGCUAUCAGCUACAUUCUGCUGGUUCUCGCUAUAGAUCCGGAAAUCUGAACGAUUAAAAGUUGCUCCAUGUGCAGCAAAAUGACGCGGAGUUUGGGUGGGGAAACCGUUCUCGCAGACGUAACUGUCGCUGUUUUUCAUGCCGACUGCUUUGGACGAGCCAACUAGUGCCAAUUACGAUGGUUUUGAUUGACACGCUUCCGAACCACGAGCUUCUCUCGCCGCCGCUUUAUACGGUGCUCAAUGACACGUCGUCGACGGUGGUGCUGGACGCUAGUGGCGCAACGUCGGCGCUUCCGGAAGAGUUGACGUUCACGCGCAAGUCGCUGGUUCAGGUGAUCGUGUACGUGCUGCUGUUCGUGGCCGCAGCAGCCGGAAACGUGCCUGUCUUCUUGAGUCUGCUUGGCAAACGGGCGCGCAAGUCUCGCAUCAAGUUGAUGAUGUUGCACCUGGCUGUGGCGGACCUGAUCGUCACCUUCGUUAUGAUUCCUCUCGAGGUAGCCUGGCGCCUCACGGUGCGCUGGGUGGCGGGCAACGCCAUGUGCAAGAUCAUGCAGGUUCUUCGUGCGUUCGGCCCGUACCUGUCGUCCAUGGUGCUGGUGUGCAUCAGCGCGGACCGGUACUUCGCCGUGCUGCACCCGCUGAGGGUGCACGACGCCCGCAGGCGAGGAAAGUUCAUGCUGGCCGCGGCGUGGUACAUCAGCCUGGCCUGCAGCCUGCCGCAGGCGCUCAUCUUCCGCGUCAUGGAGCACCCGGAAGUUCAGGGCUUCUGGCAGUGCGUCACCUUCUCGUCGUUCCCAUCGCCCGUUCAUGAGACCUUGUACAACCUCUUCUGCCUGCUUGUACUCUACGGCAUCCCUUUUGGCGCAAUCAUUGUGUCGUAUGGCCGAAUCCUUUGGGAAAUACAUCGCCAAGCGAAAGACUCGCACGCCCAGGAACCGGGCGUGGCGGACGCGGCGCCCCGGGCGCGCACGAGGCUCCGGUGCACGGACAUGCAGCGCAUGCAGCGCGCCCAGUACCGCACCCUGCGCCUGACCGUGGUCAUCGUGCUGGCCUUCUUCUUCUGCUGGACGCCGUACGUCGUGAUGGUGCUGUGGUACCAGCUGGACGCCGAGAGCGCCAAGCACGUCGACGACUACCUCCAGUCGUCGCUGUUCAUGUUCGCCGUGUCCAACUCGUGCGUGAACCCGCUCGUCUACGGCAGCUACACGGGGCGCCUGAGUGCGGGACGCUGCCUCUCGUCCCGCUGCUGCCAGGCCGACGUGGUUCCGGGCCGGGACGAUCAUCGGCGCUUCUCGUCCUCCUUGAGGCGGUUCUCCAAGCGCACGCUGCAUUCUUGGCUCCCGAGGACUGUGGCCGCCGCCGCCGCUGUUCACCCCAAGGCCGAGUACGGCGCCCUGCACAGGCAGUGCUGCUCGCUGUGCGUUGCCGACGCGCACGACAUGUGCGUGUUCAGUGUGGACGUUUUGUGCGUGCACGCUGAGCGAGCGCCUGAAGCCCGCUCGGCGCACAGCGCGCGUUCCCUAAGGUCUGGCCACAACUCGCCGCUCAGAAAGAACCAAAGCCUGUGAGAGAAAGACGUGACUUUGUUGACUUCGGGGAGCCAUGAGCGGCAAGGAACGUUCUUGUUUCCACCAGUUAGCUCCUGGGCUGAAGUCUAACAGCGUAAUGCCCCACAUCGUUGCUCACAAAGACGGAAUCAAUCGGGAAUAAAAACUGUGUGCUAUGUCA